GAUAUACACACAUACAUUCCACAAUUUAUUUAAUAUCAUAUUUAGAUUUUUUUCAUCAGACCACAUAACAUAUAAGGCAAACAGACAGCAAUAGUAAAGCUUAUUCUAUAUUGAUGCCAGACAAUUAGCCAACUAAAAUCUCUGGGAAAAUAAGUCUGCCUGAUUCAUUUAAAAAUCACCAACACACACAUAGAUAUAUCUACAUAGGUGUUGUAAUGUAUGCCUUUAUCCAAAUACUUUGGUGCAGCCUACGCAAUAUUAAUUCCUUUUAUAAAGCACAAUGCAUAUGGAAAAUAUUUCCAUAUAGGAAGACGUGAUAUCCUAGUAACUGUUAUAUAUAUUUUUAAAGAAUAUUUGUAAUUAUUACAAAUAAUCGUAGUACUAACGUGAGAUCACUUGGUGAAAAAAAAUCAAAAUAUUUGUGUAUUCUGAUUCUUCAUUUGAAUAAUAGACAAAUCUCAAUAUUAAAAUACAAGGAGAGAAUAUGGAAGGUGCAGCACGUCAUGCUCAAAGAUUAGCUGGAAAUUUUCUUGAAGAUAUGGAAGCAAUACAAAAAGCUUCUCGUGAAAGAGAUAGACGGGCGAUGAGUCAUUUUGAAACUAAUUCUGUGAGUUCAAAUAACAUUUAUCCACCGCCAAUGGAUUGGGUACCAAGACGUCGAAGUUUAAGCGGAACACCAUUUAGAACUAGCUGUUAUCCAAUGAUUUAUUAUUCUUCAACACAACUUCCCAGAAGAAGAUCACUUUGUGUUCCACGGCGUCGUUAUUCAUUUUCCACUCAGCGAAAUGCCUAUACUGAACCUAAUAAAGUCACUUUGGUUGGUAAAUCCAUGUCCAACUAUUCUCGUCCAUAUUUUGUGUAUAACAGUGCAGGCAGUAGUUUAUACCAAACUCCAGAAUCAAACGGUUAUUAUCGACCUCAUUUGAGACCAACGAUCUGGCGUGAUUAUGAAGUCAACAGGCCUAUGAACAAUGAAAUUUUGCCAACAUCAUACUUACAUGCUAGUUCACCGCCAAAACAACAUAUUUUAUCUCCGAAAGCUAAAGUCUAUCUGAAGUAUCGAUCUCUUCAAAAUUUAAGUAAUCUAUACGAUGGUGCAGAUGAUGAGAACGGUAUGCCACGUGUAAUCCAUACAUCAUAUAGCCGUAAUUUUCCACUGCAUACUAGUCGUUUGAGUUCAGUGCCACCGUCAGCAGUUGGGACGUAUCGUUCAACAAUAACUAGUACAGAUUAUGGAUUGCCACCUGUUGUACAUCGAAAUUACAGAACGAAUCGGUAUAUUUAUGAAACACCAUAUUAUACAUCAACAUAUAGUAAUAUUGAACCUAUAAGAACUACUUAUACAAGUAUUGGACCAAGACGAUAUACAUAUUAUUAUCCAUCAGUUGUUACUACAAGACCAUUGUCGAGUUCAGGUUCGUAUAGUAACUUGUCUAGUGAUAUGCAAGCUGAGCGUAGACGAAUUGAACGUCGUAUGGACGAUUUACUGGAAUACAAAUUGCCCUCACCUGAAUACUACAGGGAAAUGAGGGGAUCCCUACGUGCAUUGAAUGACAAAUUAGAUGUUCAUCGGAAAAUGCUUGAUCGUUACUCCGGAAUUGAUAUGAACGCUACAACUGCAUCAGUACAAGAUCGAAUUGAAUCAAAAUAUCAACAACUUGCAAGCAGAAUGGGCCGUCGAACCACUAUUUGUUCCAUACUAGAAUGCCAGAAUUGAAUGGAUACAGAUCACAUGGACCAAGUCUGAAUACAUCAGAGCUUGAGACAAAUCUUUAUUAUACAAGUCCAAAGACAACAAUGGUAUAGUCGGAAAAAUAAUAAUAAUAAUAAUGAUUUGUGGUUAAUAUUAGUUAGAGAGGGAAUAGGUAGUUUACUCCGGAAGCUAAUAAGAUACAGCUAUGAUAACUUUACCAGAAGAAAAUUGUUGUUCUUAUAGACGAAAUAUAAUUUAAAAGCUGAUACCUGUUAAAUAAUUAGUAAUAGUAUGAUGUAUUUUUGUAAUUAUCAUAUCAAAACUCCUUUACUAUUAUAUUUAUUACUUUAAUAAAAUACUAUCGAACAUGUAUGACAAUUCGAUUGAAUAGAUUUAAUGGAAAACUCAUUUGUUUUAAUUAUUUAAAUUUUCGUAAUUAGAAGUUAAAAUACAAUUUAUGUAAUGAAACAAUCGUAAAUACAUUGAAACAUUGAUAUAUAUGCAUGAAAUAUGUAUGUAUUUUGCAUGGGUACGAUUUAUUUUAACUCUCAGUAUUAUUCAAUAUUGUUUAGUCUAACAUAAUAACUGUUGGUUUUCAUAUAUUGUAUUGAAUAGACAACUAUUCCUAUUUGAUGCAUGAAUAUGUGUAUUAUAAAUGUGCCUAUGUAUUGGAAGAAAAUGUAACCAUGCAAAUAAUUUAACUGAUAUUAUAGAAAAUAUUAUAAAUUUCUUGGAAUGUUACUUAUUUCAUUAAAUAAACUACAUAUAACAUAUAUUCAUAUAAAUGUGUGUAGUUUGAAAGGAAAAUUCUACGAACAUUACUUUCCAUCUCAUCAUAAUUGUUUAAAAGUAACAGUUGUGAAAAUGUUUCUACUUAUAUGUACUUGAUUCAGUUCAUGAUAUCAUAUACACUCAGUAAUGUAAAGGAAUAUACAAUAUAAUGGUUUAAUAUAACGAACCGUAUACAUAAAUCAUAUUCGAACUGUUACAUAAAAUACAAUCAAGAUAAGUAGUUAACAAGUAAUCUAUUAGGAAAGAAUGAAGUUCUACACACACAAAAAAACAACCUAUGAUUAGUGAUAAACAAACUUUUUGGGUGACUGGAAUCACUAAACUUGUUAAUAAUCACUUAUAUUUGUAAGACGAAAUUAUUGAAUUUUUUGUGAAAAAUUUAAGAAUUCUGAAGCAAAAGUAUUCAAUUACAAUUGCAUUCAGUAAAAUGUACAUUUACAGGAGCGAUAUCAGAACUAGAAUGUUAAUGGAUAUUGCUGAUAUAAUUCUAUUUACUAUGAGCUACUAACAAUUUUAAACUUAUCCUUAGAUAUGAAAUAUAAGUAUGCAUGUAAGUAAAAUAUUUGUUAUAACCAAAGUCUCCUAGUUUCCUAUAAUAUGUUUGUAUUUUAUUUGUAGGGCUAUGGGAAGGGAUUAGUGUAUCCUGAAGGUAGUCAGACUUCUGAACUAAGGGGAAGAAUUAAACGUCUUUUGUGUCGUUCCCGACGUGAUCCUCAUUAUUAUCGUUAUCUACCAACAGGAGUCGUAUAAAUACUUCAAUUAGACUAUAAUGAAUCCAUAUACUUGGUGUUUGAAGUGAUUAUUGUUAUUAUUAUUAUUAAACUUAUGUUAUAUUAUACCGCAUGCUUAUUCAAAUUGAUAAUCCCUUGAUUUUGUUCUUCAUGUUUUUAUUACUUUUUCAGUUGAACUCCUAUUUUGCUUUUUCUAAUCUAUAUUAUUCUUGUUAUGAUAUUUCCUAGUUAAUAAUUUGAUGAAGAAGAACAGUUUCAGCAUUUUCUGCAACACACAUGUUUAUUCCCAAG
Schistosoma intercalatum is the source of this 3507-nucleotide messenger RNA. NCBI's taxonomy places the organism in Eukaryota, Metazoa, Platyhelminthes, Trematoda, Strigeidida, Schistosomatidae. The record is from the annotation of a GenBank genome assembly.